This is a messenger RNA of Prorocentrum cordatum, 646 nucleotides long. The record is from the annotation of a GenBank genome assembly. NCBI's taxonomy places the organism in Eukaryota, Dinophyceae, Prorocentrales, Prorocentraceae.
GCGAAGAAGAAGAAGCUCAAGGGAAGGGCCUCUCGCGAUGGUGCGGAGGAGCCGGCGGAGAGCGAUCUUCCCCCAAAGGCGAAGAAGAAGCUCAAGGGGAGGGACUCUCGCGAUGGUGCGGAGGGGCCAGCGGUCAAGAGGAGGGCUCCUCGCGACGGUGCAAAGGAGCCAGCGGAGGUCGACCGUCCCGCGAAGGCGAAGACGAAGAAGCUCAAGCGGAAGGCUCCUCGCGAGGAUGCGGACGAGCCGGCGGAGGUCGAUUCUCAUCCGAGGUCGGCGAAGAAGAAGGUCAAGAGAAAGGCUCCCGCGGCAGCUGAGCAGGCCCCGCGGCGGCAGGCGCGCGAGGGCGCGGCGGCGGCCGCCGAGGCGGGCGGGGCGGACUCCAGCGACGAGGGGUCUUUCUUCACCCACGACGAGCGGAAGAAGGCGUCCCUCUCCAAGGAGGAGGGCAGCGGCGAAGAGGCCUGGAGCAAGAAGAAGGUCCCCGAGGACUUCAAGAUCUUCGUGGGGGACCUACCCUGGUCCGCGAGCGAGGACGAGGUCCGGGCGCAGUUUUCAACGUACGGGCCUUUCGCUCGCUUCGACAUGCCCAAGCGGAAUGGCCGUUCUGACGGCUCAGCAUUUAUCCAUGGUGGAUUUAUUAUAA